Molecule: messenger RNA, 4753 nt
Organism: Nerophis ophidion (straightnose pipefish)
Lineage: Eukaryota; Metazoa; Chordata; Actinopteri; Syngnathiformes; Syngnathidae
Gene: plekho1b
Product: pleckstrin homology domain containing, family O member 1b
Exons: 6
Coding region: 224-1357 (377 amino acids)
Biological process (GO): regulation of myoblast fusion
Cellular component (GO): muscle cell projection membrane; ruffle membrane
Source: RefSeq, a predicted model, not a curated record
GAGGAAAGGGGGAAAGGGGGUGACGAUGACGGCGGGGAGGUUCGGGUAACCGGACACCGACUGUUGGAGCGGCUGCUGUCCGCUCCCAAGACACCGAAUCCGGCAGCAGAGACGCAGAGGACUUGAAGGAAGUCUUCGACACUCCAUGGCGGACUUCUGGCCGCUUUAAAGCCGCCUCACUGCGGACACCUCACCCACUAAUUAGCGGACAACAGCCGGCGCGAUGAAGAAGAACCACUUACUGACUCCGCGUCCACAUGAGCCGGAGUGGCAGCCCGGCCAACCCGACAAGGUGGGCUGGGUCAGGCGCUUUUGCGGCAGAGGGAUCUUCCGGGAGAUCUGGAAGAACCGCUUCAUGGUCCUGAAGGGAGAUCAGCUGACGCUCUGCGAGAAGGAGGGCAAGGAAGUGGCUGAUGAGGUUUUGGAGCUGAGUGACUACGAGCGCUGUGAGGAGAUGAAGAACAACAAAAGUCGCAGUAAAAAGAACCACAGCAAGUUCCGACUUCAACGCAGCUGCUCGCCAGGGAACACGGUUUCAAACGUGAUCUUGCUGGCAGUGAGUCCUGAAGACAAAGAGUCAUGGAUUAACGUUCUUAAUGUCGCCAUCACUCGAGCCAAGAACAGAGUCCUUGAUGAGGUCACGGUAGAAGACGCUCACCUCUGUCACCUGACUCGAGACAGAGCCAGGAUUUCUCACAACCGGCGUCUGCCGAGCAGAGGUCACCUGCUUGCCGUGGCCUCGUCUUCAGAUGGUAUGAUGACUCUGGAUCUGAUUCAGGAGGAGGACAAUUCGGCACCGCUUGACAACCGCGACGGCUGUCGGGUCCACUUGGUUGAAUCUCAGUCGCCCCCGGACUGUCGCAGGUCCGGAACCGAGGGUGCCUUCUUCAUCAGAACUGCCGAAACCUCUGGGAAGUCACAGAGUCUUCCUCGCGAGGGGGCAGUGGCCUGGGAGCAAAUGGGUGCCAACUGGACAUCCGGGUCGGCAAAGGCUUUAAGGACAGCAAACAAGAACCGCUGCGCCUCCAUGGACGAGAUCCUGCGCCAUUCGGAGAAGAACCGGACUAUGUUUACACCUCGCACAGGUGCCUCGACUCCCAUCAGCCACUUGCAGGAGCUCAUCGGCCUGAAAUUGGCACGGACAGAGCAGAUCCUGGAGGCCACGCGGGACCGACCCAAAGGGGAAGACGGGAAUGUGGCGGAGGACAUGAGAGCAAAAGCGGAGAGACUACUAAAGGAGGCGGUGGAGGCCCUGGAUCAGGCUCACAAGGUGCUGGAGGAGGUGAAGGAGCUCAGAGAACUGUACGGCCAAUUGGACACCACUAGUACCGAUCAGAGUCCACGACCCAGAACCUGAAAAAGCAGCUUUUAAAAACUCAACCAGCCGCUUUCUUUGGACAAAAUCACUCAGGUCCUAGCGGGUCAGCGGCUGGUCCGAAUCAGCUUGCCAUGUUUGGUGUAGACAUGGUCACCAGACUUGAUCUCCUGUCAACCAUAGGGCUGAGGUCAUUAGAAGGUGCAAUAUUAGGCUUAUGCUAAUUGAUGCUACUAAUCCUGUGAACAAGCUCAAUUUAGCGCUAACAGAGCAACCAAAAGUAACUUUACUGAAGACUAAUAUGACUCUAGUAAAAAGGUUACGGUAAGAAACUUCUGGUUGAUUUAGUUGCUAUUUAAUGGUACUUGCACUACCUACCACAGCAGGGGUGUCCAAAGUGUGGCCCGGGGGCCACUUCUUUUAUCACAUUCUAAAGACAAAAUAAAAGCAUGGAGGUUACAACAUUACACCAAAAAAGUAGAAUAUGUCAAUUUGGGAGAAAUUGUGUGUGAAUGCAGUAAUGUGCUAGCCACUGAAAGGCUCAAGCUGAAUUUGAACGCUAACGUUAGCAUGCUAACAGAAUGCGUCAAGUACCAAGUCGUGACUAGGAAGCGUACACAUGUAAAAUUUGAUAAAAAAAGUUAGCAUGCUAAGACUUAAAGGCCUACUGAAACCCACUACUACCGACCACGCAGUCUGAUAGUUUAUAUAUCAAUGAUGAAAUAUUAACAUGGCAACACAUGCCAAUACGGCCUUUUUAGUUUACUAAAUUGCAAUUUUUAAUUUCCCGCGGAGUUUCCUGUUGAAAACGUUGCGAAAAGAUGACGCGUUCGUGACGUUAUUGGUUGGAGCACCACUUACGGCUAAAAGUCGUCUCUUUUCAUCGCACAAUUGCACAGUAUUUUGGACAUCUGUGUUGCUGAAUCUUUUGCAAUUUGUUCAAUUAAUAAUGAAAAAGUCUAAGUAUAAAGAUGGAGGUGGGAAGCUUUUAGCCUUUAGCCACACAAACACACGGUGAUUCCUUGUUUAAAAUUCCCGAAGGUGAAGCUUUACUAUGGAUCAGAGCGGUCAAGCGAACAUGGAUCAUGACUACAUGUCAACCGGCAGUUUUCGGUGAGAAUAUUGUGGUAAUAAGUCGCCUCUUACCGGAGAUCAGCGGAGCCAGCGUCCUCCUGCUGCCGUGACUUCUCUCAGAGACUCUGGCGUCCAAACCCCCGUGGCCACACCACUCCGACUUUAAGGUACUCUUUAACUCACUAAAACACUAGCAACACAAUAGGCAGGGAUUUCCCAGAAUGAUCCCAGUAAAUGUGUCUAAAAACAUCUGAAUUGCUCCAAAUGCAAUCGCCUUUUUUUUUCUUUCCCCUAGUCCUUCACUAUCAAUAUCCUCAUCCACAAAUCUUUCAUCCUCGCUCAAAUUAAUGGGGAAAUUGUCGCUUUCUCAGUCCGAAUAGCUCUUGCUGCCGGAGGCUCACAUUAUAAACAAUGUGAGGAUGUGAAGAGCCCUCACACCGGUGACAUCAUCGUCUGCUAUUUCCAGUAAAGGCAAGGCUUUUUUUAUUAGCGACCAAAAGUUGCGAACUUUAUCGUCGAUGUUCUCUACUAAAUCUUUUCAGCAAAAAUAUGGCAAUAUCUCGAAAUGAUCAAGUACGACACAUAGAAUGGACCUGCUAUCCCCGUUUAAAUAAGAAAAUCUAAUUUCAGUUUCAGUAGUACCAAGUCGUGUUACUCUGAGGUGAUCGGCUAUAAGAUUGGCUACAAAAAUGUGCAUUCUACAAUGUUCUUGUUAACUUGUUAACAGUUCGCACGUGUCAAGUAGCAAGUCAAAUGACUGAGGUGUGCAUCAGCACAAAUAGCUUAAAGGGUUAGCAUGACAAUGUUAGCAUUCUAGCAUGCUAACAUUAGCUUGCCAACAGUUAACCUGCAUCAAGUACCAGGUUAUAUGGGUCUGAGGUGUUCACCUGUAAAAUUGGCAACACAAGUCACAAUGCUAUUAUUCGCAUGCAAACAGUUCACACGUGUCAAGUACCAAGUCAGAUAACUGACCUGUUCGGCAGCAAAAUUGCCCCCAAAAAAAGUUAGCAUGGUAAUAUUAGCAUUCUAACACGCUAACGUUUGCUUGCUAACAAUUAGUAACAAGUUAUAUGGGUCUCAGGUGUUUACCUGUAAAAUUGGCUACAAAAACUAACAUGCUAAAAGUUAGCAUGCGUGAAGUAGCAAGUCAAAUGACUGAGGUGUUUGGUUGUGAAAUUGGCUAAAAAAGUUAGCACGUUAAUGUUAACAUUCUAGCAUGCUAACGUUAGCUUGCUAACAGUUAGCAUGUAUCAAGCACCAAGUUAUGUUACUCUAAGGUGUUGGCUGCAAAAUCGGCUAUUCAUGUUGUCAGGCUAGAACGCAACUGUUAGCAUGCUAACAGUUUGCAUGUCUCAAAUACCAAGUCAGAUAGAUAACUGACAUGUUCGGCGGCAAAAUUGCCCCAAAAAAGUUUGUAUGGUAAUAUUGGCAUCCUAGCAUGCUAACGUUUGCUUGCUAACAAUUAGUUCCAAGUUAUAUGGGUCUGAGGCGUUCACCUGUAAAAUUGGCUACAAAAAUUUACAUGCGUCAAGUAGCAAGUCAAAUGACCGAGGUGUUUAGUUGCGACAUUGGCUAAAAAAGUUAGCAUGAUAGAAUGUUAACAUUAACGUGCUAACAGUUAGCAUGUAUCAAGCACCAAGUUAUGUUACUCGAAGGUGUUGGCUGCAAAAUCAGCUAUUCAGGUUACCAGGCUACAACGCAAUUGUUAGCAUGCUAACAGUUCGCAUGUCUCAAGUACCAAGACGGAUGACUGAGAUGUUUGGCAGCAAAAUUGGCAUAAAAAAAGUUAGCAUUUCAAAGUUACAAUUCAAGCAUGCUAACGUUAGCUUGUUCGGCUGUAAAAUUGGCUACACAAGUUAGCAUGCUAACAGUUCGCAUCUGUCAAGUAGCUAUUCAAAUGACUGCGGUGUUCAGCAGCAAAAUUGGCUACAAAUGUUAGCAUGCGCGCAUUAGCAUGCUAACGUGUCAAGUCCCAAGUUAUUGGACUCAUUGGAUAUGACCGCAAAAAUGGCUAAUAACGUUAGCACGCGUCAAGUACAAAGUUAUAUGACUGACGUGUUCACAUGCUAGCAAGCUAACAUUAGCUUGCAAACAGUUAUAGGUCAAGUACGAAGUUAUGACUGUACGGCUUCAAAAUUGGCUAAAAACGUUUGCAUGCUAACGGUAGUUGUUCCCAAAUAUCUAAAAUUUAGCGCUGCUAUGUGGUCAGAUUAGAAAAUACAAAUAUAUAUAUUCUCUCAGAUUUAUUCGAAAAAGCAAUUUCACAUGGUCAAAUGUAGGCGCCGUAAAAUUAACAUUUUUUUUUUUAAAAAAUGAACCGGGCGAAGUUUCAAAGUUCUAUUUACAGACCAGGACCAGGACCCA